Messenger RNA from Clonostachys rhizophaga, 1944 nucleotides. NCBI's taxonomy places the organism in Eukaryota, Fungi, Ascomycota, Sordariomycetes, Hypocreales, Bionectriaceae. The record is from the annotation of a GenBank genome assembly.
AUGGCUCCCCCAAUGAUUUCAAUCAAGGGGCCCUCGAAAAAGGCGGCCAUCGCAGCUUCAUCUGUGGCUGCUGCUCUGUUCGGAGCGGUAUACGCAAACAAUCACUACGGAGUGACAUACGACAUAAAUCAGCUUCGUCAUGAGAAAGCCUUCCAAAAAUGUCUUGCACAGCGCAUUCAGGCCCUGGGCGGCAACUUUUCUUUGCACCGCAUGCUCGAACUUGCUGAUAGAGAGGCAGAAGCCCUCUGGUUUGAAGGUCGACGGUGGACCUUUGCGGAAAUACUUCUUGAGUCUACCAAACUAGCUGCUCUACUCCAAGAGAGGGGUAUUGUCAGCGGUGACACGGUGGCAUUUAUGACUUCUAACUCGCCCGAGAUGAUUGUCGCUUUGGCAGCGGUGUCCAAACUUGGUGCCGUGCCCGCGCUGAUAAAUACGGCAUUGAGAAAUCACACUCUUCAGCAUUGCCUCGACAUCGUGAAUGCAAAGCUUAUGAUUUGCACACCUGAUCUUGUCGCGGCUAUCGUAGAGGAAGGGAGUACCACCACCACGCCGCCAAUUCUCUCAUUGUCUUUGUCGUCUUUCCCCCCUCUUCAACUAUCUCCGGAGACAUGCGCUAAUGCUAGCAUCACCGUGGUCCGUUACGAGGACCUUGUAAACGUUAUAGUUUGCGCCCUCACACCACCCAAGCGCCUUCUCAAAGACGUCGGUGUCUUGGUUUACACCUCGGGCACAAGCGGCAAGCCAAAGGCCGUUGCGGUCAAGAAUUUCCUACUUGUCCUGGUUUCAACAACGCUUCCGCUUGAUGCUAAGAAGCCUCGGACUUAUCUGCCCCUCCGGACCUACUCCUGUCUACCUCUUUUCCAUGCCACAGCGCUCUUCACAGGCGUUUAUUACAGCGCCGGGAUUUCAGGCUCACUUUGUCUUGCCCGCAAGUUCUCGGCGUCACAAUUCUCCAACGAACUCGUAAAGUCCGGUGCCACCCGGAUGCUGUACGUCGGUGAGCUCUGUAGGUAUCUCCUCAGAGCGCCUAAUUCGCCAAAUGACCGGGCACACAAGUGUAUCGUGGCCAUGGGUAACGGCCUCAGUGCCGACGUAUGGCGACAGUUUGUACAACGAUUCAACAUUCUGGAGGUCCGAGAAAUCUAUCGCUCUACGGAGGGUGUUGCAAAGUUCGACAACUAUACGCGUCUUCUGAGCGGUGCUGGAAAGGUCGGGUAUGCCGGUCCUGUGAAGGCGAGAGCUGAAGAUACAACCUUCUUGGUCAAAUACGACACCGAGAGCGGUGCUCUCUACCGGGACCCCAAAACGGGAUUCUGUGUCCCCGCCAAGGCAGACGAACCUGGGGAGGCUAUUGGGCGGGUGCGAUCCAAAGAUCUCCUGAACAACUAUCAUAAUAAUGAGGAAGCAACGCAAGCCAAGCUAGUUUCUGACGUCUUUGAGAAGGGCGACUUGUUCCAACGGACGGGAGACCUUCUUGUCCGCCAGAGUAAUGGCUGGAUCAGAUUUCAUGACCGUACGGGUGAUACUUUCAGGUGGCGAGGCGAAAACGUCAGCGCUAGCGAAGUACGUGAGCAUAUUGAGAAGCUCGACAGUGUGAAGGCUUGCUCAGCGUAUGCCGUCAAACUCCCAGGAUAUGAUGGUCAGGCUGGCGCUGCCGCCAUUACAUUAGUCGACCCAUCUACCGAGGACUCUUUCACCAGCACUCUGUUUGAUCGCUUACAGGCCCGUGGUCUAGCCUUGUACCAGAUGCCCAGACUUAUCCGGUUCCGAGCCUCCAUUGACACAACUGCUACUUUCAAGCAGUCAAGUGCGGGCAUGAAGACCCUCUCUUGGGAUCCCGAAGAAAACCAGGGAGACAAAGUUUAUUGGUUGAAUGGAAAUAAGUAUCGUCAGAUUGACACCACUUCAUGGACCGACAUCAAGCUUGGUAAGGCAAGGUUGUGA